GUCGAGUUCACGAACGAUCCCAGUACCAGUACAAGCAACUACACCAGGCACUACACGGACAAUCACUCCAGCAAGAUAGUCUUCAGUAACAUGUCGGCAUGGGGACCUGUGGCCAAGUCCUUCGUGCAAGCCCAGGCGAGGGAGUAUGACAUGAUAGGGUUUACGGAGACGCACAUGUCAGGUCUGAAGUUCGGCGGCGCCAAUGAGCAGACGUUGAUACGCAUUGCAGCGUCCUUGCGACAGGUGAAGGAUCCAUGGAUUUCGAUGGGCGGUUGGAAUGCGAAGCCGAGCGAUUGGGAAGCGACGAAGUGGCUCACGAAAGUUGGAGGUCAGCUGGUCGCCCCGAGCAACGGAGAGGUGACAUGCAACCGUGGCAGAGGGUCACUCAUUAACAACGUUAUUGCGAAGGUCGGCUUGGCGGACCCCCUGAUGCUCAGGAUUGUUCCUGAGGUCCCGUGGCGCACGCACGUGGGUAUGUGCAUUCACGUCAAGUACGGCAAGAUGGGCUGGUGGAACAGGACGAUGAUCACGGCGAAGGGUCUACCCACGUUGCCGAGGCCAACGACCAGGCCCGACCAAGAGAGCAAGAGGCAGAAGAAGCUGCAGGAGGCCAAGAUGAAGCGACUCGAGAGGCUAGAGGAACAUCUUCAGGAGACCUACGAAGAACUCAACCGUGAGCCGUCGGCUUCGGUGUCCAGCGUCGCGUUCGCCAUCAGCACCGAGCACUGGAAGCAG
Molecule: messenger RNA, 735 nt
Organism: Prorocentrum cordatum
Lineage: Eukaryota; Dinophyceae; Prorocentrales; Prorocentraceae
Source: the annotation of a GenBank genome assembly